Messenger RNA from Nerophis ophidion (straightnose pipefish), 2505 nucleotides. It is a transcript of the gene pfkfb3, whose product is annotated as 6-phosphofructo-2-kinase/fructose-2,6-biphosphatase 3. Gene Ontology annotation, cellular component: cytosol. The transcript has 14 exons. Bases 139 to 1716 code for a protein of 525 amino acids. Lineage: Eukaryota; Metazoa; Chordata; Actinopteri; Syngnathiformes; Syngnathidae. Gene Ontology annotation, molecular function: ATP binding; fructose-2,6-bisphosphate 2-phosphatase activity; 6-phosphofructo-2-kinase activity. The record is from RefSeq and is a predicted model, not a curated record. Gene Ontology annotation, biological process: fructose metabolic process; fructose 2,6-bisphosphate metabolic process.
GGGUGCCGCGCACAUCCCCGCACAUGAGCCCCACGGCACAGCGGCAAACAGCGGCCUUUUCAACCUCCACCUAGCUUUCAUUGAAACCAUUCUGCCCUACUUUCUACUCAGCCCGUGUUGCGUUCAAGGCCUCAAGGAAUGCCCAGAGAGCUGACCCAGAACAGGAUCCAAAAGAUCUGGCUUCCUAGCAAGGAUGACAAGCCGGCUCCCCGGAGAGUGGCCGGCGCCCCUCACUUGGCCAACCCCCCCGCCGUCAUCGUGAUGGUCGGCCUGCCAGCUCGAGGAAAGACCUACAUAUCCAGGAAACUCACACGCUACCUCAACUGGAUCGGCACGCCCACUAAAGUGUUCAACGUGGGCGAGUACCGCAGGGAGGCGGUCAAGAACUACAGCUCCUACGACUUCUUCAAGUGCGAUAACGAAUGCGCUGUGAAGAUCCGGCAACAAUGUGCCUUGGCGGCCCUGAGGGACGUCAAGUCCUACCUGCAGGACGAAGGAGGACAAGUAGCGGUCUUCGACGCGACAAACACCACGAGGGAAAGGAGAGAGAUGAUCCUCCAGUUCGGCCGCGAGAAUGGCUUCAAGAUCUUUUUCAUCGAGUCCGUCUGCGACGACCCUGACGUGAUCGCAUCCAACAUCAUGGAAGUGAAGGUGUCCUGUCCGGACUACAAAGAUAGCAACAAGACCGAAGCCAUGCUGGACUUCCAAAGGAGAAUCGAAUGUUACAACGCAAGCUACCAACCUCUAGACCCUGACGGGCACGACAGAGAUCUGUCCUUCAUCAAGGUGAUAGACGUGGGUCGCCGCUUCUUGGUCAACCGCAUCCAGGACCACAUCCAGAGCAAGAUGGUGUACUACCUGAUGAACAUCCACGUCCAGCCGCGCACUAUCUACCUGUGUCGACACGGAGAGAGCACCGACAACCUGGAGGGGCGGCUCGGGGGCGACGCUGGCCUCUCGCCGAGGGGCAGACAGUUUUCUGCCGCCUUGGCUGGCUUUGUGGAGGAGCAGCAGCUGAAGAAGCUAAAGGUUUGGAGCAGCCAGCUGUGUCGCAGCAUCCAGACCGCCGAGCACUUGGGGCUCCCGUACGAGCAGUGGAAGGCCCUUAAUGAGAUCGAUGCGGGCGUGUGCGAGGAGAUGACCUACGAUGAAGUGAAGGAGAAAUUCCCUGAAGAGUUCGCCCUGAGGGAUGAAGAUAAAUACUACUACCGCUACCCGGCUGGAGAGUCCUACCAGGACGUGGUCCAGAGGGUGGAGCCUGUCAUCAUGGAGCUGGAGCGUCAGGAGAAUGUUCUUGUCAUCUGUCACCAAGCUGUCAUGCGCUGCCUGCUCGCUUACUUCCUGGAUAAAAGUGCAGAGGAGAUGCCCUACCUGAAGUGUCCUCUCCACACGGUGCUGAAGCUCACACCUGUGGCCUAUGGCUGCAAGGUGGAGUCCAUCUCCUUCAAAGUGGAGGCAGUCAACACCCAUAGAGAGAGACCACAGGAGGUGAAGAGGGGUCCGGGUACUUUGAUCCGGAGGAACAGCGUGACCCCGCUGACCAGCCCAGAGUCCAACAUUAAGAAACCUCGCAUAGACGACAUGGAUGAAGCUCCCAUUCAGGAGCUGCCUCACUCGCUGGCCUCGUUGGCACUUUGCAGCCCUACACACCUGACUGGCCAGGACCUGAGGAGACACUCCUGUGGUCGCCAUGACGUCCCUCAGACCUGCCAAUGAGGAGACACUCCUGUGGUCGCCAUAAUGUCCCUCAGACCUGCCAAUGAGGAGACACAGUUCAGUCAAAAGGAGGACGGGACAAAAAGACUUUGACAACAAAUGGACGACAUAUUAACUUGUCAUGACUUGUCGUCUGAGGAAUUCCAAAGAUAUCAUUCAACAAUCAUCACUGUCAUGCCUUCUUGUCAUUAGUUCUACUGUCAUUCAAUCAACAUGAUUGGAUUUCAUUAUUUUGCUGUGUGAGGGCGGAGUUCAAGUAAAAUGAUUUUGCACUUUCAGGAUGCGUUUUGACAUGUUUGAUGUCACACUGUCUAUGAUGUUUCAUGAAAGCUGGGCGCUGCCAAAGAGUGCCUGUAGAGCUUGUUUUGCAAGCCUAUUACUUUACAUAUUUAUUUGAUCACAUCAUAUUCCCACAUAUUUAUUUGAUGACAUCAUAUUCCCACAUAUUUAUUUGAUGACAUAUUCUCACAUAUUAUUUAUUUGAUCAGCUAACACCCACACAUCUCGUUCAGGAGCUAAUAAAGUAGCACUCAUAAGAACAUGUUCUUAAAAGAGUUAAGCUGUCAUGUUUGGCUACGAACAAAUGUACAAACUUCUAUUUUUGUCCUGCUAACAAGAAAAAUAUGAUAAGAAGUUGUAAAUAAGUUAACUUUCUACCAACAUGGAGGCCCAAGGAAGAAGAAAGAGACUUCUGGACUUGGUUGGAGUUAAGUUACUACUUGAAAUGUCUUUUUUGUAAACUGUUUUAUGAAAUAUUUGUUGUGUGGACCAAUAAACCUCUGGAAAAUA